AUGGCCGACACCAAAGGCCAAGGGUUUCCUAUCCUCUCAUACCAACCUCUCCGGUUUCUCUACCAGCUUUCCGGCUCCUUCUUUAUCCUCUCCUGCCUGCCGGUCUGGUCUUUCCAGGCUCUCAUACCGGCAUGCCGUCCUCACCCAAAAUGGGGCUUCAAACAAACGUUGAUGGCGCGUCUGACGCGCAGCAUCGUUGACCUGUAUUCGAACGUGGGCAUCACUGAGACGCACACCCUCAAGGCAGGCAAGGAGGGCGACCGCUUUCAGACCGUCGAACCCUUCCCAUCUGACCUCUACCGCGGCCCUCUGGUAUCGAACCCAGAUGUAAAGCCCGCUACCGUGGGCGGCACUUGGUUCCCCGAGAAGACGGAUGUCGAGAGUGGCUUUGGUGGCACCGUCGUUCUGCAAGUUCAUGGCGGUGCUUUCGUUCUCGGAGAUGGACGUACCGGGUACUGCGGCUUCAUGGCCAAGAUGCUCAUGGAGAAGUCCGGCGCCGACGCCGUUUUCGCGCCGCAGUACCGUCUGUCGGGCUACGGCAGUGGUGGCGCCGCCGCCGAGAACCCUUUUCCUGCUGCUCUCCAAGACGUCCUCACCAGCUACCUCUACCUCACCAAGACCCUCGGCAUCCCGUCUCAGCGCGUCGUGCUCUGCGGCGACAGCGCAGGUGGCAACCUCGUGAUCGCCCUACUGCGCUACCUGGAGACCUUCGGACAGGAACUCGGACUGGCUCUCCCUAGUUGCGCCGUUCUCAUCGCCCCCUGGGUGAACCCGCUCGCCAGUCUAGGACCCGACUCCGUGUACAAGCAGCACGAGCACUGGAGCACCGACUACCUCCCCGUCUCGUUCCUGCGCUGGGGCGCCAAGGUGUACUCCUCCGGCGUGGCUGAAGAGAACAUGCCGUAUGUGACGCCACUCGGCAACGCUUGGAAGACCGAGGUGCCUGUUUUCGUUUCAAUGGGCGAGGCCGAGAUAUUGGAGACGGACGGUACUGCCUGGUGCCGCCAAAUGCAGGAAGCCGGCGGCAACGUGGAGGUGUCUUAUGAAGAGCAUGCCGUUCACGACACGAUGUUGAUGGGCGCCAUUGUCGGUUGGGAGGACAGCGCGCAGGCUGUGGCGGCAAGGAUUGGGGAGUUCAUCAGACAAGUGCAAAAGGGGACGGAGCUGGACGUUAAGGAUGCGGCGUAA
Molecule: messenger RNA, 1188 nt
Organism: Colletotrichum karsti
Lineage: Eukaryota; Fungi; Ascomycota; Sordariomycetes; Glomerellales; Glomerellaceae
Product: alpha beta hydrolase fold-3 domain containing protein
Exons: 1
Coding region: 1-1188 (395 amino acids)
Molecular function (GO): hydrolase activity
Source: RefSeq, a predicted model, not a curated record